AAGCAAAACGACAUUGACAACUUAGGAAAUUGUUAGGAAAUAGAAAAUAGGUUCUUUGUUUGAAAAUUCGCGUUUGUUUCUUUAAAAUAUUUAAAUUCGCAACAAUUGUAUUAUAUUUUAGUGAUUAAGACAUUAAUGCUUGCAAUUUUGAGCCAACACAAAUAACAUUUACACGUGAGGCUUAUGAUAUAACAGUGUUAAAUCAUUGCGUAUUGUUUAACGAUGAGUGAUACGAAAUCUUUCGUCAGCUUUUCUUGCCAACGAUGUCUUCAGCCUCUAAAGCUCGACGAGUCUUUAAAUAAUCUGGGUGAGCACACAAUUGCUGACCUAACGCUGCAAAUACGUCGUAAUACGGAGGCUGAUCUUGAUUUACAAUCAUCAAGUUUAGAACAUUAUGUUCCACCUUUCCGUAUGUCAGAAUCUGGGAAUGGAGCGAAUGGGUUCAUGGUUAUUUCAGAUGGAUGGGAAACAACAACGUCUAUGGGCCACCAGCUGCAUGUUAAAGGGACCCUAUUUGAUUUAUUAUCAAAUAACUCCGACGUAGACCACCCAUUAUGCGAUGAAUGCACCGAUACUUUGUUAGAAUUGAUGGAUAACCAAUUAAGGCUGACAGAAGCAGAAUGGAAGGAUUACACAGACUAUUUAAAGAAGUUGGAAGAUGAUAAAGAGGAUUUAAACUUAGACGGGCUUGAAAAAGAACUUGAGGAUUGGAAACAAGAGCAAAAUAGGCUAUUGCAAGAGCUGUCAGCGUUACAGAAAGAAGAAAAAGCUAUGAAAGAUGAGAUUGUAGUGCAAGAGAAAGAAAAGGAAAGACUAGAAGAUGAACAGGACAUUUAUUGGAAGGAAUACACUAGAUAUCGCAAAGAUCUGAUGACAACCGAAGAUCAGAUGAAGUUCUACGAAUGCCAGUUAUCCUACACCCAAGUGCAAUUGGAAAAACUGAAGAAAACAAAUAUAUUUAAAGCAUCAUUCCAUAUAUCAGAUUCUGGGCAAUUUGGUAUUAUUAAUAACUUUAGACUCGGCCGUUUACCAACAGCUCCUGUUGAUUGGUCAGAAAUUAAUGCAGCGUGGGGACAAACUGUCUUACUGUUAUCUUCGUUGGCACGUAAAAUUAAUUUUCAUUUCCAGCGUUAUCGCCUUGUACCAUACGGAAAUCAUUCUUAUAUAGAGAUAUUGGAGGAUCAGAAAGUCUUACCAUUGUAUGGAUCGUCAGGUUUUCGUUUUCUAUGGGAUACAAAGUUUGAUGCAGCAAUGGUCGCUUUCUUAGAUUGUUUGCAACAGUUUAAAGAACAAGUUGAGAAGGGGAAUACCGGUUUUUGCUUGCCGUAUAGAAUAGAUACAGAUAAAUGGAAAAUUGAAGACACAGCUUCUCCACCUCAUGCUUAUUCAAUAAAGAUACAGUUUAAUUCUGAAGAGCAGUGGACUAAGGCCUUAAAAUACAUGCUCACUAAUCUUAAGUGGGCGUUAACUUGGAUUUCAUCCCAAUUUAGUGAGGACAAAGUAGAGGGUUGAUUUAUGCUAUGUUUUUCUGUGAUAUGUAAAUUUACUGUUGUUAGAAGUACAUUUAGAUAUAAUUACUGUAAAUAGUGUAAAGUAAAUAGUAUGUAAACUAUAAAAAAUAUCUAUAUUGUUAAAGAAAAAAAAUUCUUAGUAUAGAGAUUUGUAGAUCAAUAAACUAAGAUAUGCCCAGUGAGAGAAUAAAAUGUUAGUUGGAAACUUAAAACACUUUUAAAUUUAAAAGCGUGUUUAUUUAUGUUAUUAUAGUGAAUAAAAAUAUUAACG
This is a messenger RNA of Pararge aegeria (speckled wood butterfly), 1782 nucleotides long. RefSeq names its product beclin-1-like protein (gene Atg6). The record is from RefSeq and is a predicted model, not a curated record. NCBI's taxonomy places the organism in Eukaryota, Metazoa, Arthropoda, Insecta, Lepidoptera, Nymphalidae. Gene Ontology annotation, cellular component: phagophore assembly site; phosphatidylinositol 3-kinase complex, class III, type I; phosphatidylinositol 3-kinase complex, class III, type II. The transcript has a single exon. Bases 223 to 1512 code for a protein of 429 amino acids. Gene Ontology annotation, biological process: late endosome to vacuole transport; autophagosome assembly; autophagy.